UUUCAAGCCUAUCGACAAUCGUUAUAUAUAUGUAUUUAUUUAAAGCAUCUGUAAACGUGAUGUAUUAUUCUGUAUUUUAUGGUGUCUUGAGUUUGUUUUAAGAUGAAAACCUCGACUCAAACCUGGCAACCCCCGGUGAGAGCGUCUCCGCUGCGGCUUCACUCGAGCUUCAAACGCGACGCGGAAACCUGCGCUUAGACCCCGAGCAGAGGAAACCGAGUCACCUGAAGUACACCGCUCAGACCCGGGGGAAGAAGCGCUCUGUACGCCUAAAGGAGUGAGAGAAACCCCGGGAGAAGCACCGGGAGAAGCACCGGGAGAAGGACCGAGUCGAGCCCCGAGAAAAGCCCGGGAGGAGGGGGACAGCGUGGAGGGGACAGGUGACGUUCUUCCACUACAGCAGCAGAAACAGCCCUGAUCUGAGCCAAUGUCAACAGCACAACAGAAUAUACAGCUGCAGUGGGGGAGGUCUCUCGGCCCCAGGACCCCGACAUGAGACGACUGGGCUCCAGCUCUGAGGACCGCCUCUCUGCUGCCCUCUCCUGUGUGAAGACUGGUACUGACGCAGGAUGCGAGGUGAGCCCGCUCUCCACCUCCUCGUGCGGGUCGGACCCUGAAGACUCCGUGACCAGCAUUAGCAGCAUGUCCAGCUUGUCCAGCAAAGACGGCAGCCCCUUCUCCCCCCUCGGCCCCCCGCACCCACACACCCUGCCCCCCUUCUCCCCCCUGAGCCCCCCCACCCUCCAGAACCUCCCGCCCUUCUCCCACGGGCGCUCCAUCUCCAUCUCCGUGGUGCCCUGCUCGGAUCUGGCCCCCAGACCCUCCGUGUCGUCGACAGGAGAAGAGCUUGUGGACGCCUUCAGCCCAGAGUCGGAGCACCCGCCUCCUCCCGUCUCCCAGACACAUAAGGGCAAAGUGGGUAAAGUCUCACACACGCCCCCACCCUCCAGAAAACUGCUCCAGCUCCUCCCAAACCUCCAGAAUCUCUCCCGGAGCAAGAGCCAUGAGUCCCAGCUCGCCAACCGCAUUGAGGAGCCCCCCACCAGCAAAGUUUGUAAGAAGAACAAACCUGUGGCAGCUCUUCAGCUGAAUGGAUUUGGGAUGAACUCAGACGACCUCCGCGGCCCCCUCUCCGCUCGCACCCCUGGACCAUACUACCACACAGACAAUUCAUCCAAGCACAAAGGAUCUCCACAGACUUUGAGGAGGGACUUAGGUCUGCCCGUCACCCAUAGGUUCUCCACAAAGUCGUGGUUCUCUCAGACGUGCCAGGUGUGCCACAAGAGCGUCAUGUUCGGGGUCAAGUGCAAACACUGCAAGUUAAAGUGCCAUAACAGAUGCACCAAAGACGCCCCCAUGUGUCGCAUAUCUUUUCUCGCAUUGCCACAGAUGCGGAGAGCAGAGUCUGUGCCAUCAGACAUAAACAAUCGAAUCGACCGAGCGGUGGAGCUGCCCAUUUACUUUGGCACUUUACCCAAAGCUGUCGUCAAAAGGGAGAUGCAGCCGGCCUCGUCUCACUUGGACUCCAGCAGUAACGCGUCUUCCGCCACCUCCUCUGCUCCUUCAUCUCCUCACUACCACCAGAACAGCCCCCACAGUGUGAACGCCACCCCGCCCCCCAACGCAUCACCAGCACACGCCUCCAGGGACCAGCGCUUCAACUUCCCAGAUCUCCCUGAUUCGGCAGCAGCUCAAAACUCCACCAGCAACAACACAGGAGUGUCUCAGGUGAACGCUACAGAAGCCCAGAAGAAUGAUGCAGCUCCUGAACAGGGGGAGGCAGAGGAGGACGAGCCUGAUGGGGGGGAGUGCUCAGAGGGCGGUCCGGAGCAGGGUGAGGACCUGGGUGAGGACCUGGGUGAGGACCUGGGCGAGGACCUGGGUGAGGACCUGGAUGAAGACGGUCUGGACGAGCUGCCCCCGUCCUGCAGGAGGGAGAGGGCGCUUGGAUUCCACAGAAAAGCCAGUCAGACCAGUGUCUACCUGCAGGAGUGGAACAUCCCCUAUGAACAACUGCAGCUGGGAGACCUCAUAGGAAAGGGCCGCUGGGGGAAGGUCCACAGGGGGCGCUGGCAUGGGGAGGUGGCCAUCCGUCUGCUGGAGGUGGACGGGAACAAUGAGGAGCAUCUGAAGCUGUUCAAGAAGGAGGUGAUGAACUACAGACAGACCCGUCACGAGAACGUCAUUCUGUUUAUGGGAGCGUGCAUGGCCCCGCCCCAUCUCGCCAUCAUCACCAGUUUCUGUCGAGGAGUGACUCUGUACACCGUGGUGAGAGAGCGGGCCUCGCUGCUGGACAACAACAAAACCAGACAGAUCGCUCAAGACAUCGUCAACGGGAUGAGUUACCUUCACGCUAAAGGCAUCGUUCACAAAGACCUCAAAUCCAAAAACAUCUUCUACGACUCAAACAAAGUGGUGAUCACGGACUUCGGACUGUUCGGGAUGUCCGGCGUGGUGCAGGAGGGCAGGAGGAGCAGUGUGCUGCGGAUCCCUCGGGGCUGGCUGUUUUAUUUGGCGUCUGAAAUCGUGAGGAAGAUGAGUCCAGAGGAGGACGAAGACCAGCUGCCAUUUUCUAAACCUGCAGAUGUUUACGCUUUUGGUACGAUCUGGUAUGAGCUCCACACUGGCAUCUGGCCCCUGGAGCAGCAUCCUGUUGAAGCCCGGCUUUGGCUCUUCGGUUCUGGGGAGGGCAUCCGCAGAGAGCUGGGGAAAGCGCAUCUGGGGAAGGAGGUCACGGAGAUCCUGUCUGCCUGCUGGUCCUUUCACUCCGAGGAGCGUCCCUCUUUCACUCAGCUCAGUGACAUGCUGGAAAAACUGCCCAAACUCAACCGCCGCCUCUCUCACCCCGGACACUUCUGGAAGGCUCAAGAGCUGUGGGAUCAUCGAGCGUGCUGCCAGGGCUUUCUCUCAAACUGUCCCUUCAUCUUCAAAUACAGCUGAGAGCCAACCGUGGGUUUCCGUGUUAGAACGUCGCGUCCCGUCUCGUAGCAGCACACGGGUUUCAGAAAUGAUAAAAAAUGUGGACCGUUGCCAUAGAGAUGAACUAUUUAACUCUUUCUCCCUUGGACGCCUAAUAGGAACAACCCUUACAUAUAUUUCUAGGGCGACCCAUAGAGCGUAACUGCAUAAAAGAAAACAGACUUCCACGAGUGAUUAGAAAUGAUUUUCACACUUAUGAACUUAAUUGAAACACAGACAUAUUUGGUAUUUCUGGAAACCUUAGACUCUGAACUCUUCAUUUCUGGAUGUUUAAAUGUGAUUCAACUCAUUUACAGGUUUAUAACAGCUCACUGAAAAUGAGAGUUUACCUGCUCAGGUGCAAAAUCGAAAACAAAAAAACUACAUUCAGCAUCUGAUAUAUGCAUGUUCUGAGUACUAUAUUCAUUAAAAAAUGUAAAAAAAUGUAUUUGUCAACAUAUUUAAACAGAUUUCAUAUCACGAGAUACAGUAGAGCCAAGUGUACACCUGUUUGUACCUGUUGUUCACCUGUGUGCACCUAAUUCGUUUUUUUUCCAUUUAACUUAUUCAACUCAUUUAGCUUAUUCAACUUAUUUAACUUAUUCAACUCAACACUUUUGAAAUCUAUAAAAGUCACUUUCUCUAAACUUAUCCAUAAAAUAUGUCCGCUGCUCAUUAUUUUAAAAAAACUGUGCCGCAGCGCCGCAAUCUCUCCAUUACAUGUGUGUCGUGUUGUGUUUUUUCCGGAAGCUACAAUCACCACUACUUCGAUUAACUUUGGAAAAAAUCGGCGAAAACAUAUCCUUGAAUCCUCUUGGUCAGUCUUGUAUGGGUUGUAGUGGCCCCCACCUAUCACAGCCUCUGUUUACAUGUGAAAAACCGAGCCUUUACUAAUGUCGUCAAAUCACAUCUUUAGUGAAACAGCGGAGGAGUCAAAACACGUCAUUAAGGAAACAAGGAGGGUCGUCAAAUGUCGUCUUCAUGGGGGAAAGAGUUAUAAUGAAAUAUUAUUGUAUCUUUGAAAUAGGAAAAGUGCUAAAAAUGUUGCAUAUGACAGGAAGCCGAUCGGAAUAGGCUCCGUGCACACUGUUAGCGUCACUACUUCCUGUCCAAUUGUGUGUCUGUGCUUUGAUUAUUAUUAUAUUUGAUGAGUCAUGCUGAAAUUGAAUGCACAUUUUAAGAAGGCAAAAAAAACAAGCAAAAAAACUACAAAAAAAUAAAUAAAUACUUCACUGGAGAAUGCUAAUUUUCAGACAUUAUAAAUAUUAAAACCAGAGUGACCAGAUUUUCAAAGUUCUAAAUUGAAGCACUCGCGGGUUGGGAGGUUUGGUAUAAAUAAAAUAGUGACAAGAGUGUGGAACCUUGGAUUCGUGUCAGUCAUGAUCUGAGGAGCUUCUGAAACGGAAUAUUUUUUGUUUUAUGGUGAUUCACAAACACGGAUUUUAGUUUUUUGCCAAACAAAUGACAAUUUCUGCUCCUCUUUACUGUUGGUGGGGAUCAGGUUAGUCAAAAAUUGUGAUAGUCCUGGUUUUGACCUGAUUUAGUCCUGGUUUAGUCUUGUUUUAGUCCUGACAUAGUCCUGGUUGAGUCUUAGUUUAGUCAUGGCUUAGUCCUGGUUUAGACUUGAUUUUGUCCUGGUUUAGACCUGAUAUAGUCCUGGUUUAGA
This is a messenger RNA of Boleophthalmus pectinirostris (great blue-spotted mudskipper), 4624 nucleotides long. RefSeq names its product kinase suppressor of Ras 1-like. Gene Ontology annotation, biological process: protein phosphorylation; Ras protein signal transduction. Gene Ontology annotation, molecular function: ATP binding; protein kinase activity. The transcript is spliced from 21 exons. The coding region runs from base 493 to 2940 and encodes 815 amino acids. Lineage: Eukaryota; Metazoa; Chordata; Actinopteri; Gobiiformes; Gobiidae. Gene Ontology annotation, cellular component: cytoplasm. The record is from RefSeq and is a predicted model, not a curated record.